Schistosoma guineensis is the source of this 6437-nucleotide messenger RNA. Lineage: Eukaryota; Metazoa; Platyhelminthes; Trematoda; Strigeidida; Schistosomatidae. The record is from the annotation of a GenBank genome assembly.
GGAAUCGCGCCUUUUUACUUUUGUUACUGAAGGUCAAGAGAAAUUUAAAACUCUCAUAUUUCAAGGAAAUGUUCAUUAGAACCGCUUUUAUUUGAUUUUACUAAAACAGCUCUCUGUAAUGGAUAUGAAAUGCUCUAGACAUGAACAAAUGCUAAAUAUUAUAAGUGGAGAAAACGUAAAUAUUGAAGAACUUAAAAGAUUGUCUAUUGACGGUUGUCCCGAUUCUAAUGGGAUCCGUUCUAGAGUUUGGAAGUUCCUUUUAAAUUAUCUUCCUUAUAAUGUCGAAAAACGGCAAGAACGGAUCACUUUUAACAGAAGGCAAUAUGAAGGUUAUGUAAAGGAAUUUGUAUUUGAGUCUUGUGUGGCAGAUGCUAUGCCUGCUGAUCAUCCACUGAAUUUAGAACCAGAUGGAAAUUGGAUCGCGUUUUUUCGCGAUAAUGAAAUUUUACUCCAGAUUAAUAAAGACUGUCAGAGACUGUGUCCAGAUUUUGAUUUCUUUCGUCGUCCCACAGAGUAUUCUUGUCUAUCAUUAUUUGGAAAGGAAGUACCUGUUGGGGUGUUACGGAGAAGAGGGGAAACCUCUGCACUUCAGUCCCGUUCAUUGAAUAAAAAUCUUGCCGGUGUUACAAAUAUAAUUCAUCUACCUACCUACGCUCCUUUCCAACCAAGCCAUCGAUUAUCUUCUGGUUUAGUAACACAAUCACAAAGAAGUAAGAUAAACCGUAAAAGCGAUUGGAAUUCGACCUCACCGCAUCAGGAACCACAUUGGGAAGUGAUUGAAAGAAUUCUAUAUGUAUAUUAUAAAACUCAUGUGUCUCAGGGUUAUGUUCAAGGAAUGAAUGAAAUUAUUGCACCGAUAUACUAUGUUUUCGCCACUGACCCCGAUGAAUCCUGGAGAAAGUAUGCAGAAAUGGAUACAUUUUAUUGCUUCAAUAACCUUAUGACUGAAAUUCAUCCUAAUUUUCUACGAAAGUUAGAUGGUAGUCAUGAAGCUGGUCUAGGUGGGCAAAUGAAAAUUUUAUCGGACUUAUUAUCUAAAUUCGACAAUAAUCUAUCUAAACACUUUAAAAAAAUAGAACUUGUUCCGGAACAUUUUGCAUUUCGUUGGUUAAGCUUGUUGCUGGCACGAGAAUUCAUGCUUCCAGAGUUUAGAGUAUUGGUUGUUCGGAAAAAUACCCUUAUAUUAUGAUGAUUUGGAAUCCUUCUGAAAUUCCUUUGGUACAUGAAAUCACUACUACGUUAACACAUUCUUUUGGUUUGUCUUUUGUCUUUUAGAUUUUCUUCCUCACUUAUUCUUUUUAUAAAGUCUCUAUGAUAAUUAUUCAUUAUCAAAGUGAAUAUAACUAAAUUCAUUUCAGUUCAAUCGUUAAGAUUUUCAUAAAUAUGACUUUUCUCUCUUAAUGUCUUAUAUUACAUUAAAUCAUUGCUCAACUACUGUGAAACCACCCGUUCAAAUUUAGACGAACAUUUUUGUAGAUCAAAGUAACUGUUUUGUUUUUUAAAUAUACAGUCGUUUCUUUCUCGUGUGAUCAGAAUAAUAUUGAUUACAUUGUUAUAUUACGAACCCAGCUAAAAGUUACAAAAUUUUCAAUCUUGUUUACUUAUUGUCGUUUGAGUUUCUAUCUAAUUAUAAUUAAUUUAGAUUUUCUUUAAAACUAGUAAGCAAAUGUCUAAUACAUUCAACAAAUAUGUUAUGUAUAUUGUUUAACAUCCUUAUGUGUAUAUUGUUAACUGUACUUCCAGUUGAAUAUUAUUUACAUUAUUCAUGUAUAUUUUGCUUUCAAACAUAACUGUUAAAAUACUUUACAAGUUAGUGUCCAUUUUAAGUAAGGAACAUUACUUGCUCCUUUUUAAUUCUUAUUACAUUGGAGUAGUGUACUGUAUACGGAUAUGCGAUUGAUAAUCUAAAUAACAUUGGAAAAUGUGAUGUAAAUUACAACCACUAAAAAAGAAUCAAUUUAUUAACCCGUUCAGUGCACUCAAUUAAAUGGAUAUAAACAAAACAGAACUACUGUUCAAAAAAUUAUUAUUUUUGUAGUAAAAAUGGUUAAUACAAUGGUUAAUAAUACAAUAGUUAACACAAUUAAACAUAAUUAAAAUGUAUUGAAAAGCUUAGAAAAUUGUAAGGUAUCUAAGUUUUGUCUGGGUUAUUUACCAGAUAAUAAAAUUGAAAUCUUACUGUUACAUCGAAUUUUUAUUUUAACCAGAGACAUCACUUUUAAUUUCAAUCAAUGAAAAUUUUAAAAAGAAAUGUCUUGUACAAUUUUCAAACCAAUAAGUUGUUUAUUCAAAAGUGUGUUACCGUUACAUUUAGUUGAUACUGGCAUGAAAAAAAAAAAGAGAAUUUAGAACUACAUUCUUAGAAAUUAUAUUAUUGUACAUAUUUAAGCGAAACUUAUUAUGUAAACUCUUCAUCUCUUAUAAUGGUGCAACUGUAUUUAUGAGAAUAUUUUCAUCUCACUAAUUUAUACUGUGUGCAUUUUCAUCAUUAAAAGAAAUGACACAGAAAUCGACCAUAACUACGUAAUUUAAUGAUUUGUUGUUUGUGUUGUUAACUUUUGAUUUAUUUUAUGCUCGAGAAAAUUCAAUCGUAUACAAAGUAUUGAUUAGAAAUGAAUGAAUGGAAUUGUUUAAACUAAUGUUCAUUCAUUUUCAGUUUUGUUAUAUUCAUAUAUAAAACUGAAACUCAUAUUUGAACGUAUAUAUACCAUUUAAAGAAAAAGGCGAAUUACUUUUUAUUAAAUAGUAUAUUAUGUUAACACGUUUUAUAUCGUCAACUCUCUUGAAUACUAGUGAAACUGUUAAGAAGAAGGUGAACAACACUUAAUUACAUUUUUAAGUUCAGUUUCUAGCGUAUUUCAACUGGGAGGUUGGAGUUGGUUAACACGAAUACCAUUUUGCAUGUAUUCAAACCAUAAGUUCUUUAUUCAUUAUAUUUUGCUCAUAAGUAAAGAUACAAGUUAUUAGAUGUAAGUGUAGAUAACCUAACUGAAGAUAUUUUAUUCCCAUGUUCAUCCACUAACUGAAAUGUUAGUUCACAUUCAUACAUCUUGUAUAUAGAAUAAAUGAAGUGUGGCCACUAUUAGAAUCUGGGACUCAUGUUCUGUCGUAUUUGAGACACGUCGUCUGGAUAUACAUGCAUCCCAAAGUUGAUUUCCAUUCCUGGACUCGAACCCAAUACUGUUGGCUCCAGUCGCCAACGCGUUACCCACUUUAUUAUUGAGUCCAGAGAGCUGUUCGCUUGCGUCCCUGGUUUCACUCCUAGUCACAUUUCAUCUACUCUACAUAAACGUCAUAAAAACUACAUCGAGGUAAUCCGUCCACGAUGCACAUAUGUCAAUCAAGACUGAUCAAAUUUCAGUCAGUAUCGAGAUGAUCCAAGUCAGUACAAAUUAAUUUAAAAUUCACACAUCUUCUUGAUAUCUGAUACAAAUACAUAAUGUUCUUUGAAGUGAUGUUCUGUUUUGGUGUUUUCUAUCUAGCACAUUCUGAUCACCCUACUUAUUGUUCAUAAUUAACACCAAUUUUGGUCUUUUCAUAGAUAUGAAAUUGGUUUCAAUUACAUUUCAGUAUUCUACUCGUAUUUAUCUAUUGUGUUACAGAUGUACUCCUAUUAUGGGAUACACUUUUCUCAGAUCCACACAGGUUCAACUUACUUCCAUAUGUUUGUUGUUCAAUGUUAAUGUAAGCUAUUUCUAUCUAUAAUUUUGUUGAGUUAUUUUUCACUUUAGUAAAUAAUGUUCAUUUCAAAUUGUUAAUAGUGUUUGGCUGACAAAUAUAUCUUCAAUUUGACCUAUUUACUUAGAAUUUAGUUUAUUCAGAUUACAAUCUAAUAGAAUUGUAUUAAACUUCAUAGUAAUGCAUACCUCAUUAAUAUACGUAGAGUAAUAGAUCUUUGUUAACCAAAAUAUUUAGUUCAUUGUAUGAACUUCUUACUAGUUACAGUUCAUAUAAAAAUUGUUCUGAGUCAUUUCAGUGGCUGUUGUUGUCUAAUUCUAAAAAUUAUCUAGAAAAAUUGCAUUUUAAUAAUUUACUAUCUUACAUAAUUUAUAUUUGUUGAUUAAUCCGUUUUAAUAGUAUUUUAUUUUUUUCUUUUCAACCAACAAUUACUUGAUAAAGCAGUUGGUCAACGUUAUUGUGAUCUAUUUAUUUCCUUGAAGUUAAACCGUUUUGUUCAGAUAUUUUGAGUAUAUUAUUCAGAAUUUUCCAGUUUAUGUUAUAUAUCUUUGGAAUAUGACGGUUUAUCAAACAUGAAACUUCAUCUUUUAAUUGACAUUGUGUCUAUACAACUGAAUAAAUAUAAAAUUUCAUAGGAUUUUAAUGGACUGAUGGGUGGAGGCUUUGAUGACAACAUAAUUAGUUUACACACUUAUAAAGAUUAAAUAGUUUUAGUGCAUUAAUCAGACAUUAACUAUUAACCAAUGUUAUGUUUUACGGUGCCCAGAGUACUAAGAAUUAGACAACAUGGCAUAUGUUUCUAUUUAUUUCUUCAGGAAGUUAGUAACAAAAUCAAUAGAUCAGUUACAUAGACGACUCCAGUACUAAGCGAUGCUUCCUUGAAUCCUCGGAUCAACCGUUAAUUAUUUAAAGGGUAGACAAAGUUUUGGUGAUGAUUAUUAAAACGUAGACUAAAGCUUACCACCAAUAGCUUCCAAUAACACAACAUUAAAUAUUCUGUCAGUAAAUGCGCUAUCGAUUGUCAACUAAGAAUCGAUACGUUUAUCAAUAAAUGAGUGAUUUCAUGUUUUAUUAAUUAAUUAAAAGUGAACAUUUAAUUACCAAACUGGUUAGCUUGAGUAUAACUUUGUUUUCCUGUGCUUACUACUCUCAAGGGGUCGAUUCAUAUUUAUUAUCAUCUUUAAAUGAUUUAGUUUCACAAUCUAAUUGUUCUAUAGUUUUAACGAGUUUUCUUAUUUCUUCUUCCAAAUCGACGGCUUCUUGUUUGUUUGUUACGUCAGAUAUUGCAGAUUUCUAUAACAAUUACCUUCAUUAGAGCUUCAUUGGUUUUCAUCUCAUUUAAAAAUGCUUCUGGUCACUAUUAUUCCCAUUUGUACUUUUUAAAAAAAAUUACAUUUAAAUCAUUUUUGCAAUGAACUUAUUUUUUGAUUAUAGUCGAAUCAUUAAUCAGAUACAAAUUCAUAUAAAUGACUUCAAUUUAUACCGUAAGUAUGAAAGGUAGUAAUACUAUCCGACUGACCGUGCUGAAGCAGAUAUAUUAGGGUUUGAAUCUGAGUCCUACUGGUUAAAAGUCGAAUGCUGUUACCACUAAGCCACAGCUUCAUAACAAUUCAACCCUUUGUAUAAAUUUGAUGUUAACGCUAAUUCACAUCACGGUUAAGUUGUUAUUUUUAUUUCUUUAUAAAAUGAAAUGAAUAUCUUUAAGUUAAAGCAAUGUAAAAUAAAUAGUGAUCAAUGUACUGAUAGAGUCAAAAUUAAUGGUUAUAUGAGGACAAAAUAAUGAAAUGGUUGAUUUUUCUUAGAAACUUUAGUAUCCAUCUCGUAGAUUUUCAAUUUUCUCUACGUUGUUAUUUAUAAUUAUUGUUUUUAUUGUUUUCAUUUCGGCAAUUUUUUUCUUUUAAUUACAAGUGGUAUUCGUGAUCAACUAUUGAAAGCUGAUUUUCCUACGGCUGUUCAACUUGUUCAAGAUUAAAAUAAAAGGAGAAAUUAACUUUAUAUGCAAUUAUCCAUCAAAUAUCGAUGUAAUGCAUAUUCUUUUGAAAGCCAGAACGUUUUAUACAGAUCAUCGGAUUUAAAUCCUUCUCUUUCUAACUGUCAAAUGAUUUUUGUUAUUACCACCUAUUCUGAACAAGGAAUAAAAGUGUAAAUGUGCAUUUUUUUAAAAAAAAUGUGUGUACAUGUGCGCAUAUGUUCGUACCUACCUAUUCACGAGUUUUUUUCCCCUCUCUCUCUCUCCCGUUUAUUAAUUUCAAAUAUUUCUUUAUUCCUAAUGAACAUCAGUUAUUUGGUGAUUUAUUACAUAACAACUUUUCUAUAAUUUUUAUAAUGAAAAUUACUGUUAUUGUUAUAAUUUAUUUCAUAUCAAAUUUGUAAUAUGAUUUAUAAAUAAAUGACUUACAUUUUUUUUGUCUCUUUUCUCCGCUUCAUAUUAUUUCUUAAUAAAGUGUUAACAUGAUUGAUUUGUAUUAAUGACUUUGUUGUAUUCUAUUCGGUUACUAUAUCUUCAUGAUAAUGUACUCAUGAUUUUUUCUCUUUAUUUCUAGUUGAUUAUUAAACUGUAAAUGAUUGUUUGAAUAUUGCGACAAAUUGUUCAAGACAGUUAUUAUUUUUCUUUCUGAUUUUCUAUUUUCACAAUGAAUAUUAUUAUUAUUUUUUGAUUUGAAAACAAUGAAUUAAAUCCUCAUUUUAUAACAAUAUUGUUUAAAUAUAUAUGUGUGGUUUCAAAGAGAAUGAUUUAUAUUAUAUAUUUAUGCGAAGUG